This is a messenger RNA of Aspergillus clavatus NRRL 1, 1035 nucleotides long. RefSeq names its product putative Ras family GTPase (Rab4b). The coding region runs from base 1 to 1035 and encodes 344 amino acids. The record is from RefSeq and is a predicted model, not a curated record. Gene Ontology annotation, molecular function: GTP binding; GTPase activity. Gene Ontology annotation, cellular component: endosome. Lineage: Eukaryota; Fungi; Ascomycota; Eurotiomycetes; Eurotiales; Aspergillaceae. Gene Ontology annotation, biological process: regulation of endocytosis. The transcript has 4 exons.
AUGGCGCGCCAAAGAGGUCUGUCGAAUGCUUCAUCAUCCCCCUCACUACUCGAAGGAAACCAGGAGCUGGAGAGUAUGUAUGAUUAUCUUGCGAAGGUGAUUCUCCUUGGACCAAGCGGUGCCGGAAAAUCAUGUGUGCUACAUCGAUUUGUGAAGGACGAAUGGAGAGUGUUGUCAUCACAGACGAUUGGAGUCGAAUUCUCCUCGAAGAUUGUGAGGCUAGGAACCGGUCCCCGACGGACAAGGAUCAAGCUACAGCUUUGGGAUACAGCGGGUACAGAGAGGUUUCGUUCGGUCUCGAGAUCAUACUAUCGGGGUGCUGCAGGCGCCAUUCUCAUCUACGAUAUCUCAUCACAUGCUUCCUUCACCGCGCUCCCGACCUUCUUGAUGGAUGCGCGCGCGCUCGCAUCUCCCAACCUGACGGUUCUCCUCGCCGGAAACAAGGCGGAUCUCGGAUACGACUCUUUGACCCACAGCGACUUUAAUGAGGACAAUAUGAGACCCCCCCCAACUCCCUCCAGUACCUCCAGCAAGCAAUCAUCUUUCCCACUCGAUUCGGUGCCCGGUUCCGUUCGUUCCACUAGUCAUUUUGGUACCGGAACCAGAUUGACGGCGACAUAUGCACCUGAUGGCCGCGAAGUUGGCACCGAAGAAGCUGCUCAUUGGGCGGCUAAAUCGAAUAUCCCCGUCGCUGUUGAAGUUUCAGCUCUGACAGGAGAAGGAGUGGAAGAGCUGUUUCAUCGAUUGGCGCGGAUUAUCCUUACCAAGAUCGAGCUAGGGGAGAUUGAUCCCGAUGAUCCCCAGAGCGGGAUCCAAUAUGGCGAUGGUGGGCUUUAUGGCCACGGUACGAGUGACGGUUCGAGUAUCCGCAGUCGAAUGACUAUUGAUGACAACGCGGUACAAUUGCACCGCAGAAAUACAAGGAGGCAGAGAGGCAAUGGUGGAGUAAAUAACUGGAGAAGUGGGAUGGGAGAAUGGGAAGAAGUCUUCCGAUCCGGGAAUUCGCCGCAGAAAAGGGGUGCAGGAUGUUGCUGA